This is a messenger RNA of Brassica oleracea var. oleracea, 1728 nucleotides long. Its product is annotated as probable folate-biopterin transporter 2. The transcript is spliced from 4 exons. Bases 1 to 1500 code for a protein of 499 amino acids. The record is from RefSeq and is a predicted model, not a curated record. NCBI's taxonomy places the organism in Eukaryota, Viridiplantae, Streptophyta, Magnoliopsida, Brassicales, Brassicaceae.
AUGGUGGUAGAAGACCAAAACCUUGAAAGUGGCGGAUCCGUCCGUGUAGUCAUCAAAGGAGAGAGUCAUCUCCGUAAUGUACUGUGGGGUCCAGUGCGGUGGAUAAAGAUGCUGGCCAAAGAGCUUCACUGGAGCUUUGUCUUCGGCGUGGUCUCACUCUACGGUAUAAACCAAGGCCUUGGCGGCUCAUUAGGCCGUGUAGCCACCGAGUAUUACAUGAAAGAUGUUCAAAAGGUUCAGCCUUCAGAGUCUCAGGCUCUCACGGCCAUCACCAAGAUUCCGUGGAUCAUUAAGCCUCUUUGGGGCAUUCUCACCGAUGUUCUUCCCAUCUACGGCUUCCACAGACGCCCUUACUUCGUUUUGGCAGGCGUCCUUGGAGUGGUUUCCAUGCUUUUCAUAUCGGUUCUUGGGAAUCUGCAUCUUUACUUGGCGCUCUUGUGGAUGACAAUAGCAAGUGCUGCGAUGGCGAUUGCUGAUGUGACCAUUGAUGCUUGCACUGCUUACAAUAGUAUUAAACACCCUUCUCUUGCCUCGGAUAUGCAGAGCUUGUGUAGCUUAAGCUCUUCCAUUGGUGCGCUUCUUGGUUUCUUCAUGAGUGGCAUCUUAGUUCAUCUUGUUGGCUCCAAGGGUGUGUUUGGCUUGCUGACACUCCCAUUUGCGUUGGCAUCAGUAGUAGGGAUGGUGUUUAGUGAGUCCCAUGUUCCUGGCUUCUCUUACAAACAGGUAAACCAGAAGUUUAUAGACGCAGGGAGAGCGAUGUGGAGGACGAUGAAGUGCUCAGAUGUGUGGAGGCCGAGUCUGUAUAUGUACAUUUCCCUUGCUCUUAGUUUGAACAUUCAUGAAGGUCUCUUCUAUUGGUUCACAGAUUCAAAGGAUGGCCCUUUGUUUGCUCAGGAAACUGUUGGUUUCAUUCUCUCAAUUGGUUCGGUGGGGUCGAUUCUAGGAGCAACCUUGUACCAGCUAGUCCUAAAGGACCAUCCCUUCCGCGGCAUUUGCUUGUGGACUCAACUUCUCUUUGCCUUGGCAGGGAUGCUUGACCUCAUUCUCGUGCUACGUCUCAACUUGAAACUUGGCUUACCAGACUAUCUCUUCAUAGUGGUGGACGAGGUAGUGUCUCAGAUGAUAGGACGCCUGAAAUGGAUGCCGCUGCUCGUGCUCACUUCAAAGCUUUGUCCUCACGGAAUUGAAGGGACAUUCUUUGCGUUGCUGAUGUCUAUCGACAACGCAGGCUUCAUGACCUCUUCUUGGCUGGGAGGGGUGUUGUUGCACGUCCUCAAAGUGACUAGGACAGAGUUUGGCAACCUCUGGCUUGCGGUUUUGAUCAGGAAUGUGCUGAGAGUUUCGCCGCUCUUUGUUCUGUUUCUUGUGCCUAAGGGAGAUCAGAACACGUUUAAGCUCCCGGGUGAGAUCAUGGGGGAAGAUUCUGAUUCUGAUGAAGAGAAAGAAGAAGCUCGGGACUUGGAGUUGGCGUCUCUUGUUCAUUCCGCUGAUAGAAGAUAGCUCACAGUGUUCUCUUGUUAUAGACAAAUCUUUGAAGCACAUGCUUCAUUGUCUCUGAACUUUUUACCUGCAUUGAUAUAAAGUGCAAAUUUUACAAGUUUGUCACAUUUGUUGGGUAUAGAAGGACAGUGUAUGUCUUGUAAUAUAAAUAGUUCCUUGGGGAAAAGCAUCAAGAAGAAUCUUGCAGAACUGGGACUGGAAUACACAAUUACAAGCUGUGUCUGAGAA